Serpula lacrymans var. lacrymans S7.9 is the source of this 405-nucleotide messenger RNA. RefSeq lists its product as uncharacterized. Gene Ontology annotation, molecular function: phosphatidylglycerophosphatase activity. The transcript is spliced from 5 exons. Bases 1 to 405 code for a protein of 134 amino acids. NCBI's taxonomy places the organism in Eukaryota, Fungi, Basidiomycota, Agaricomycetes, Boletales, Serpulaceae. The record is from RefSeq and is a predicted model, not a curated record.
AUGCCGGUGAACAUUCCUGGUAUACUGGUCCCAUUCCACCUGCUUUUCAAUCCUCGCCUCGUCAUCCCCCACGUCGUCAAAGAUAUCCGCCAAAUUGAUUUUAUAGCCCUUCGCAAGGCUGGGUACAGAGGGGCUGUCUUUGACAAGGAUAACUGUUUGACUGUGCCGUACCAAGAUGAGCUGGUGCCCGAGUUACAGGAAGGAAUGCAGGUCUGUGUUUGGACAGGGCAACGUGCUCAUACUAAGCAACUCUGCAAGAACCAAGCACGACGCCGGCAACGUCCAGGCCGAAUCAGUAUCGCAUCACCUGUCAGUCCCCGUCCUGCGACACGCCACGGUCUUUCCGUCCUACGCGUGCAUAAGAAGAGUGCGGGGGUACUUCUCUUCGAUGCACGUGCCUGGUAG